AGUUCUGAGGCAUUCUGGGCAAGACAGACAGAGCAGACGUGCGACAAUAUCAGAAAAGGGGGGAAUAGUAGCUUAGUUUAUUUAUAAGGCUAUACUGUGAAACGUUGGUUGCGUAAAGAAUGCGUAUAGUGAUUUAUUGUGUACAAUAAAUGGUAUGAGAUAUACUAACGCUAUUCUAACAUAAGUUAUAUUUCACUUUGGUUGAUUCCUUCAAAUGUUUCUGGACUCCUAACUCUGAAGAAUGAAUUCAUGACAACAAUAUAGACUUUGCUGCUCAAUAUGGAAGAACUGAAGAGCAUUAACAUUCAAAUACAGCCUACUGGCGACACUCAAGCACAAUCAGUUUGCUAUAAAGUGAAUGAAUCUCUAAACAAUGCAUGUGAUACUAGCGAACAACAGAUAACCCCCUGUAAUGGCCCCACACCGAUGACAAUAAACACCAAUGGCGGUACAUUACGCAAAGUACCGAACAAAAACAGUCCUGGCAGUUACAAAAAACCCACAAUUAUGCUGUCGCAUUUACCUAAAAGACCGCCUGUUGACAUUCAGUUCAAUGAUUUGUCAUAUUCCAUAUCUGAAGGAAGAAAGAGAGGCUAUAAGACUAUAUUGAAAGGUGUGAAUGGUACUUUCAAGUCUGGAGAAUUGACUGCCAUUAUGGGUCCCUCUGGUGCUGGAAAAAGUACCUUGAUGAACAUUUUGGCAGGUUAUAAAACUUCAAACUUGACCGGAUCAGUCCUCAUCAACGGAAAGGAGAGAAGUUUGAGAAGAUUCCGUAAAAUGUCUUGUUACAUCAUGCAGGACGACUGUCUCUCACCUCAUCUCACUGUGAAAGAAGCGUUGACCGUUUCUGCGAAUUUGAAAUUGGGAAAGAGCAUCAGCAGAGCUGACAAGAAAAUAGUCGUCAAGGAAGUAGUCGAAGCCCUUGGUCUGCAAGAAUGUAUUGACACCCACGCCUGCAGCCUUUCCGGAGGACAGAGGAAGAGGCUUUCGAUAGCCCUGGAGAUGGUCAAUAAUCCUCCAGUUAUGUUCUUCGACGAGCCUACUAGCGGUUUAGACAGUUCAACGUGUUUUCAGUGUUUGUGUCUGUUGAAAUCGUUAGCGCGUGGUGGAAGGACGAUCAUUUGUACUAUUCAUCAACCUUCCGCCAGACUUUUCGAAAUGUUCGAUCAUCUGUACAUUUUGGCGGAGGGACAGUGUAUUUAUAGGGGGGUAGUGAAGGGGUUAGUUCCGUUCCUUUCUUCAAUGGGAUUGAAUUGUCCAAGCUACCACAAUCCAGCUGAUUACGUUAUGGAGGUCGCUAGUGGGGAGCAUGGAGACUACGUUCAGAAGCUGGUAGUUGCAGUUAACGAUGGAAUGUGCACCAAAACAUUCCAACAACUGGCAUUGAAAGAACAAGAAGCACUCGAAGCUAAGAAGAUCAAAAACGACAUCAGCAAAUCUCAAGUAACCCCUGAAUCUAUCAUACAAAAUGGAAUCUCGAAAGGAUCUGCCCAUGCACCGACCUGCACCACAUCCCUUCUGGAUUCCUCAGACAAUUUAGCUCAGUUGGGACUGCAGAGUUUUCCAGCAUCUGGACUUCUGCAGUUUUGGAUUUUGCUCAAGAGAACAACGUACAUAAUAUUGAGAGACAAAAUGUUGACUAGGUUACGAUUGUUAUCGCAUGUUGUUAUAGGAAUUCUACUAGGCCUCAUCUAUUACGAUAUAGGAAAUGAUGCUGCCAAAGUUAUGAGUAAUGCGGGUUGCCUAUUCUUUAUAACAUUAUUCACAAUGUUCACUUCGAUGAUGCCAACGAUAUUGACAUUUCCGGUGGAGAUGUCAGUAUUUGUCAGAGAGCAUUUGAAUUACUGGUAUUCAGUUAAAGCUUAUUAUUUCGCCAAAACUCUAGCUGAUAUACCAUUUCAAAUUGUGAUGACCAUGGGAUAUGUUAUGGGAGUUUAUUACCUCACAGCUCAACCCAUGGAAUUCACAAGGUUUUCUAUGGUUCUUAUAAUUUCUGUAGCCACCGCUCUUGUUGGACAGAGCUUCGGACUUUUAGUGGGAGCUGCAUUCAGCAUAGAGAGUGGAGUAUUUCUUGGACCAAUAUCCACAAUACCUAUGGUAUUAUUUUCUGGUUUCUUUGCUAAUCUAGAUGACAUACCGUACUACCUGAAGUGGUUACCUUACGCCAGCUACGUCAAGUAUAGUUUCGAAGGGACUAUGAUAGCCAUUUACGGUUUGGACAGAAAGAAGCUGGAUUGCAAGAACGACUACUGCCAUUUCAAGUAUCCCAAACAAUUCCUCGAGGACAUGUCAAUGAAGGACGAUAUGAAUACGUUCAUAAUUAAUGUUUCUGUUCUAAUUGGCAUCUUUUUAACCUUGAGGUUCUUCACUUAUUUUGUUCUCCGGAUAAAAUUACGACAGAAUCGCUAAGUUCAUUAGGAGGACAUUGUGGACACUUCAUGAAUUUUCGGGGUUGCAAGAUCUUAGCAUAGACAUUCCAGCAAUACAUGCAUGUUAAGAGGAGACAUCAAAACGAUAUACUUAGGCAUCUCUUACAUCGAAAGUUGAGAGCUAAUCAGGUUUAUCUUUUAAUUAUGUGAUAUAUACUUAUUUCAGAGUAGAAGGUUGACAGUUCAUUCCAAAGGAAUGAUUAUAUAUAUAGGGUGAUAAGAUUUGCAAGAUGAAAGUUACUUGGAGUGGGCUAUCUCAGUUUUUGGUAAAUAACCCUUGUAGGUUUGAAUUAAAUUGGUGCGAUAGUGGUUAUAAAUGACAGUAUUGGCGUUAAAAUAAAAUCAAAUUGAAGUAUUAUUUGAUGUAAUACCUAUUUUAUCUAGUUCGACAAAUUUUAUAUUUCUUGAUUAAACUUUAAACAAUAUUGUAACUCAUGUACAUAAUCAUGGAACAAAUAAAUCAAAGGUGCUAUACAAAAAAUUGGCGAUUAAACGUAUAUCAGAACGCCGAAGUAUUAUAAUUCUAAAACAAACAGGAUUUAUAUGUUGAAACAUAUUCUGAGUUUUCAAGAUUUUCCUACAUAUCAACGUGAAAUGAAACUCAGGUUUCUGCGCAAUUCAAUAUAGAUCUGAAUACAUCACACUGGAUAAAUCUAAAUACUCCUAAUAUAAUAUUUUAUUAGGACAUCUUGUUCAUCAUUGUUUAAGAAUGUCCACUAAUACUGUUAGGUUAAUAUGAGGUAAUAAUCUGUUUCGAUUGCAUUUCAUGAAGACUUCGAAGUGAGACUUCAUUGGAACACUUCAAGUAAUUUUCUUUUCAUAUUUAUUUUAUUUUUGUAUAUGUAUCCUCAAUUGUGUUGAUUCAGUUUUAACAAUUAUCGAUAUGAAAUUCUAUUAUUAUCUGUGAUUUUAUCUAAUGCUAAUAUGAAAUACUAAGGAUUGACCAAAUUCUGAAAGUUAACUCUAAUAGCUGACUGAAAAAUCUAAAUGAAGGUUAGAUUCAGCACAAAAAAAAAAAAAAAAUAACGCCUUAGGUGGAGAGAUUUUCAUGACAAGGAGGAGUCAAGUUUUACAUCAACCUCAAAAUUUAUAUACUAUUUAAUGAGAUUAAAUAAUCCAGUAAACCAUUCAAUCUUCUUCAGAGUGAAAUCGUUAAAACGGAAAAUAAUAAGCUCAAAUAAAAAAUAGUAUAGAUAUUUUACUUUGAGCUCAUUAUUUUCUAGAUGAAAUAAGGUCCUUUGAGAAUGAGAUUAGUUUUUUCGGAUAUCAAUUCACUUCGAUACGUUCUCUAUAUUGUAAAAUAUAAGGGAAUAUUUCAACAGCAAUAUGACUGAAAUAUUUUGCGAUUCUAUAAUUAAGAAUCUGCAAGACUUUUUGUGAUCUGGAAAUGAGCGAGAUUAACGAAGGAUAGUUACUAAUCGAAAUCUUGUCUAAAUAUUGAAUUAUUAUGGAUUGUUAAAUAUUGUGGGUAGGUAUUCCUGAGUCAAAGGCCGCAAGAAAAUAAAUUUUCUGGUUACGAGGGACCGUCUAACUAUACGCUGUUGGGAAAAAAUUAACAGUAAUGUGCCUGGUCUGGGUAUGGGACACAGUAACAAAGCCUACACAAAAAACAGUUCUCCUGAAUCUUAUAAGAUCUAAGCUUUUGAGAUGUCUCAGUGAACCUCAGGAGAGAAUUGAGUUAGAAAACAUUGAGAAGCUUCGAGCUUUUAAACAUUAACCCUACAACAAAAUGAGUUUAGAUAAUGAAAAAUUAAAAGUGAGUUAAUCUCAUGAAACUAAGCAAACUCUGAAUAUUAAUUUUUCGAAUGUUUCAUACACUAUUCCGAUAUUCUAAAUAUUUUGCAUCCAUCUUUACGGUUGAUAGUAUAACUUGACUUGCUCUGUAUAGUUAUCUCAUUUAAUUUUAUGAGGCCUUCAUAACAUAUGAAAGCUUUUGUUUCUCUAGCAGCACUUCCCGAUGACCUAAUCCAGUCAAUAAAUAUUGUUAAUUCCUGAAGAAUUAUUUAUCCAAAAAUAAUUCAAAGUAUUUGAGUCGUAUGUGAAUAUGCAAACUGAUGUUUUAACAAUUACCUUUUCUCUACUAUCUAUUCAUGUGAUGACCUGGUAGGCGCAAAGUUUUCCUUUUUUCAAGCUGUGAUGUGUAACCAGAUUAGACAGUUUUAUUUUGUCAUUCCAAGAGAUUAUUCCAACCUGUGAUUAUAAAUUUUUUAUGGAAAAACCUACAAACGUAUUUCUUGAAAAAAAAAAGGCUUCCAUAGACUGAGAUCAGUAAGAUACGAUAAUAUUGGUAGGAAGUAUUUUCAAAUUAGUGAGCGGUCAAUAAGGCCAGCUUAGUCUGUGGAUGCCGGUUGCUUUUAGUUUAUUGUAUUUAUUGGUUUGUUUUACAUCUACAAUAAAUGGCACAAAUAAGAA
Harmonia axyridis is the source of this 4841-nucleotide messenger RNA. Its product is annotated as ATP-binding cassette sub-family G member 1-like. Gene Ontology annotation, molecular function: ATP hydrolysis activity; ATP binding; ABC-type transporter activity. The record is from RefSeq and is a predicted model, not a curated record. Lineage: Eukaryota; Metazoa; Arthropoda; Insecta; Coleoptera; Coccinellidae. The transcript is spliced from 8 exons. Gene Ontology annotation, cellular component: plasma membrane. The coding region runs from base 280 to 2409 and encodes 709 amino acids.